Messenger RNA from Exaiptasia diaphana, 1412 nucleotides. RefSeq lists its product as uncharacterized. Lineage: Eukaryota; Metazoa; Cnidaria; Anthozoa; Actiniaria; Aiptasiidae. The record is from RefSeq and is a predicted model, not a curated record. The coding region runs from base 210 to 953 and encodes 247 amino acids. The transcript has 6 exons. Gene Ontology annotation, cellular component: plasma membrane.
AAACUCUGGAUGACAGCAAUUCAUCAAUUUUAGUCAAAAUGCGGUUAAAGUUUCACCAAUUCUUGCUGUGUCAUUAUUUUGUGUAGCAUAGCGCUGUCAUUUAUCCCAUUUCUUCCCAGAUCAAGUAUUUGAUAAUCUCCACUAGUGCUAAAGAUUUCCCAUCACUGAAGCUUGGAUGCUAUGAGGAUCGCGGAGGAUCCGAACGUGACAUGGGGGAUACCAAGAGCAGCAACACUAACACUCCGUCACAGUGUUUAGCAAGAUGUUCCACGCUUGGGUUUUUAUUUGCGGGCUUACAAUAUAGAMGUGGUUGUGCAUGUGCUAAUAAAUACGGUAAAUACCAAAAGAAACCCGAUGGAGAUUGUAGCUUGCCUUGCARKGGAGACUCAUCCCUCACUUGUGGUGGACAUUGGAGAAAUGCUGUUUACUGCAUAGUUCCACAUUACGCUAGAUUCCUGGGUUGUUAUAAAGAAAGUGUACCGCGUGAUUUAUGGGGUCUGGAAACAACAGCAAGCACUAAUCGAUGUCUCAAGAUUUGUCAAUCAAGUGGAUAUGCUUAUGCCGCUGUACAAAAUGRCAGCCGUUGCACAUGUGGAGUUAGCUACGGUCGAUAUGGCAAAGCAGACCCUUUUACAUGUAACUGUACCAAAGACAACAAUGCAGUAUACGAGACUGAUGGCACUUGGAAGAUAAAAGAGGUAUUCUACGGAAAUUCACCGAAUAGCCUGCCACUAUCGAGACAAUAUGCGGUUUAUACCGAAACUUCAGUUGAUGAUUUGUACUUGUGCAUAAGCUACUGCGAGGCGAACUUGCUCUGCAAGUCUAUCAACUACAAUCACGUGACCCGUACCUGCGAAAUGAACAACGUGACGUCAUUGGAAGGGGAGUCCAAAGCUCGACAGARCUUCUAUUACUAUGAGCCGGUUGGGAAAAUUUUCACAAAUGAUCUAUAGACAGUGACAUAAUUGAUAGCUUUGGACAUUUUAUUUAACACAGUACUCUACCUUUUAGUUACCUAAAAUUGCUAGGCGAUUAAUUAAAUGCACGCGCUCUUUGUUUCGAUGGUAAAGUUUUUAUGUUAUUGUAACGAGAUACAUUGUAACCCUGAAGAUGACCGCGUAGGUCGAAAGCUAGGUUUUACUUUAUUAAACAGCAAGGUUGAUGCAGCAAAGUACACCAUGAAGCUUUGAUAUCGUUAAGACAAGAAUACUACACCGUCAUUCCAUUGUGAAAAUCUUGCUACCGUAAAAAAAAUUCCAGGUUGAACAAAACAGAACUCUUAACAAAAAAGAACUGGAAACUGAAUUAUCGCUCCGAGAAAAAUCCGAAUUACGUUUUUUGACUUUGUGCACGCUUAAUUGUAUACUUACUGACUGACCUUUAUUAUUAGUGGACAGUAGAAAUAUAGUUAC